Paramecium pentaurelia is the source of this 1199-nucleotide messenger RNA. The record is from the annotation of a GenBank genome assembly. NCBI's taxonomy places the organism in Eukaryota, Ciliophora, Oligohymenophorea, Peniculida, Parameciidae.
AUGUUAUUGACAAGGGAAAAUAUUGAAUUUUAUACUCAAAGAAGAAAACAGUAUUGCGAAGACUUCUUAAAGCUAACGAACCAAUUCAAACCAAAGUUAGAGUUAUUAUAAAAAAAAUUGAUUGCUUCAAAGUAGGUAAUAGAUGGCCCUAGUAAAUCAAUUCCUCAUUAACAAAAGAUCAAAAAAGUCAAUAAAGUUUUAGCAUCUCUAUCAAAAUCGAAAGAAGUUUAAUAAAAAAUUGAUAAAGAAAUGAUUAGAUGUUCAUGUCAAUAUAAAUUAGAUGAAGUUCCAAAUUGCAAGUAUUGAAUAAUGUUAAUUUAGUUUCAAUUACUCUUAAACUUGUAAUAAGAUACAAUAGGCAAUGAUACCAUUGAUUCAAAAUCUUUAAAUAUAGAUUUAAGAUAAACAAGAGGAGAUUCUAAGUGAUUUAGAUUGUGCUGAUUUGUAUAUAAAAGUAAGUUAAAUAACUUUAUUAAGAGAGAUGAGUUCUAAAAAAUGAAACAUAAAUCAAAGAGAUUAUAAUAAAUUAUAGAGAAAUUAUAAGUUAUGGAAUUAAAACAAGAAGAAAAAGUGUAUAGAGAAAGUAUAAAAAAAUUAGAGAAAUUGGAUUAAGCUGAAGAUUAUGAUGAAACUCUACCAUAUUCUAAAAAGGCAUUAAUGUCAAAAAAGAAGAUAGAAGUAUAAGUUUUAAUGGAUGAAGAAAGAAAAUAGAGAAAGUAAUUUGAGAAUGAAAGGAUUAGAGAAGCUAUUGAAGAAUAGAAAUAAAAAUAUCAAUCAUUAGAUAAUAAAAUAAAAACUCAUUAUAGAAAAAUGGGUUUAUAAAAAAGAAAAUUAGAAAGUAUGAGUGAUCUUAGAGAAUAUAUAAAUGAUUGUAGAACAAAUUCAUAAAUAAAAUUAGAUUCAUAAAAUAAUUUAAAAUAAUAAUAAUAAUUAAAAAGUAUUUUAAAUGCAGAUAAAAGGUUUUCAAUAACAUUAUUUUCAACUUAAAUGAAUUCCUAGAAUAUAACGUAUUAUUUUAAUAUAUAAUUAAGACCUAUUGCUUGUGAAAUUAAUGGUUUAACAGCUCCUAUUAUAAGUAAUGUUAAUACAUAAAGAACUAUAAUAAAUAAUUUUGGAAAGAAAACAUCUCAAAACUUUAAUAAAAUAAAGAGAAGAUAUCAUACCUUAGGAUAAAGAUUAGAAAAUGGAUCAAAUUUUGA